UAGUUAGUCAACAACAGCUAAGGUAUAACUAUCGCAGAAAAAAUCAAACAAUUCUUUCUUUUCUCAUUUAAACAAAACUCUCACUCACUCUCUCACCGAAAUAAAGUAAAAAUCCGAGAAAACCCGCAGUGUAACAAAGUAUAUCCAGUGCCGAUUUAAAAAAACAAAACUUAAUUUUUUUGUGAUAAACAAAUUGCUUUCACAAACGGAAAAAAAACUCAGUUUACUAAUUGUGGCGAAAAAUAAAGAAAAGAAAAUUAUAUUCUGAUGCCAUUAGAGAAACACUAAAACUUUUUGUUAAAAUUUUUGUGCUGUGAAAAGUAAGAUUAUAAAUACUUUUUUAAAAUUGUUAUCAAGAACGCUGGCAGAGGAAAAUCCUGGAAAAUCUACAAAUCCAAAAAAUCGAUCACUAAAAAUUUUUGCUGAAAGUUAAAAGUUUAAGAAGGUUUAAGCUUCUUUUUGCAGUGAAAAUUAAAUAUUUUCGAUGAAAAUGGAAAUUCUGACAGUUCAAAGCCAUUUCGGGCAAAAUCAUAUUAAGGUGAAAGGAUCCAAUUGGACACCAGCAACGCUUACACCGCCUAAAAGUACAAAACCUCACCAAGAGGAUGAUGACGAACUUUUUCAACUUCCAACUUUUAAUGAUGAAGCAAUUCAGCAAGUUUCCGAUCUGUUGACAAAGACACUUCGUGAAGCUAAGCAUCGUCAUCUAUUGACUUGCACAGAAGUUUUACUUCCAUGUGAACUUUUGCAAAGAGUUGCUGUCGAUAUGUUGACAUCUAGUGACGAAGAAGCAUGUGGAAUCAGAGGAUGUAAUAUUAACAUAGAAUUUGAAGACGAGAUGGGACAAAAAAGGCGUAUUUCGUCAAUCAAGACUGAUCCAAAUACAGUUUCAACUUUUGAGCUCAUUUUGACUUUAAAACAGGAUCGAAGCGGAUGGACAUCGACCCUGCCACAAUUUUUGAAAAACCUUACACGUGGAGGAACCAUAAUGAUAAGUCGUGAAUUUAGUCUCGUCAAAAAUAAGUUGGGCUAUUGUUUCGACUAAUUUUCACACAUCAAAUCAUCCCAUUCAGCAUGUUCAUCGUAUUAUCGACAUCAAAAUAUUAGAUAUUGUUAUCCAAGCUUAUAAAAAAACUUCAGGUAAAAAUAAAACACGGUUAAGGGGAAGGAAAAGUUCUUCCUAGUCGAUCUAACCCCCAUUUAAUUAACCACCACUUCAAUUGAUUAAACCCACCACAAUAAACCUUUAAUUAAGUUUUCUAAAAUUUUUCUGAGCGGAAAAACAUUUUUGUGAUAAGAAAGUUUUGUGAAUGAUCUUGAGUGAAAGGACAUAAAACGAUAUUUAUGUUCUGGGAGGGAAACAAAAUAUUUUGAGUAUUUUGAAAGAAAUGCCGUACUAGAUUUUUUAAAUAGAAUGUGAUGAAGAUGAUGAUGAUGGUGAUGAUGAUAAUGAUUUGUCACUCAAUCUUGAAUCUAUGCACCAUGCACUCAGUGAUGAGCAACUCCUUUUAAAAAAGAAGAAAAGUUUUGUGAUUUAACUAAGUUUCCAUAAUAUUUUACUGAAAAGAUCCGUUUGUUCAUCCGAACGAUGAUGAAAAAAAUGAAAGAAAAAAGAAUCUAGUACACAAUGAAAAGUCGAUUCAUAAAGAAGAAGAAGAAGAAAUUAUGUAUUUUUUAUAUAUUGAGAUAAAUGUUGGUGUGCCCUUCCUUUCAUGUGAAAUUAACUUUUGUGUCGUUUUAAAUUUUCCUAGAAUUUUCCAAUUAAAAAUCAAACCUUAAAUUAACAUUCGUGAAUGCUGAUUAUUUUUGCAUUGAUAUGAAAAUAAAUACUUUUUCUUGUUUCUUUCAAUGUUAAGUUUAAGAUUGAUUUUUCACAAGAAAAUGAGAAUUAAAAAUUGAGAUAACGAAAGUGUAUCUUCAUCAAAAUAAUAAAAUUAAUAUUAGCAGAGGAAAGAAGCUUUGAAAGAAAAGAAAAGAUCAUAAGCCACUUUCUUUGAUGAGAUAAUAAAUAUUUGAUGGCUAUAAUAAUAAAUGAUUAAAAUUCGAGAAGUUUUAUAAGCGAAAUGUGAGAAGAAAAAAAAUGUGUAGAAAUUUAAGCAUAUAAUUAAUCGUGAUAUGACAAAAGUUCAAAUUUGCGUAAUAUUAAGUAGGAAUUUUUCAAUUUCAAUUCAUUCAACAUCUUAAUAUGAUUACUGAUCCAAAUUUUAAAUCUGUAUGUUUUUUGUUCUCUUUUAUUUUCCACGAAACCUUAAAACAGAUAUUUUUACAAACAAUAGUUCUCUAUUGCUUCUGAAUUUUGACUCCAACAGCGAUUUUUCAUAAAUUUGUUUAAUUAUAAUUCAUGAUUCGUUUUAACACCUUUUUAACAAAAAAAAAGAAAAAAACACACACAAAUCAAACGAGAACAUAAUGAAUAAAAGUCUAUUUAAUAAAAAAAUGUGAUUUAUCAAUUUGAAUUAAAAAAAGUAGAAAUUUAACAAAUUUCCCAAUCCAAAAAAAUAUUCUUAUAAAUGUGAAACAAAAAAAAACUUAGGAUGUAGUCAAAAGUCCCCAAUAAUAUGGAAUUCAAACAAACAAAUAUAAAGCAACUUUCUUGUAUUCUUAACAAUGGGAAGUUAAAUGUUAAUUUUUUGAAAGAGAAUCAUGGUACAUACAUAUAUAAAUUCUGAUACAUUGAGAAUUUUUUUUUAAAUUUUAUGUGUUUUCAAAGUAGAUGUUUGUUUAAGAUAACACUUCUUUAUGAGUGAUUUCAGUCUUUUCUUUUAAUUUUUUUUUAAUUGAUGAUAGAUUAAAAAUUUUCAUUUUUCUAAAUUUUUUUAAAAGUUUCUUUUUUUAUCGAAUCUCGACUCGAUCUCAAAACAGUAUUAGUAACUAACGCGAAUAUUGAAAGGAAAACCAGUUGCUCCUGGUUCUAUCAAUCAUCUAAAUGAGAUGAAAUGAAUAUGAAAUUGUUUUUCUUGGUAGUAACAGGAGUAGAUGUAGGUAAACGAAGUAUUAGUUACUUUUCCCUUCGAAACGAUAAAAAAAAUAAAAGUUUUAAGCAUUUCUUAGUACAUAUAUCCAAACAUUGAUUUUCUUACUAAAUCAUUUUUUCUCAUAUUUACCAACAACACUUUUUCUAUUAUAAAAUCAUACAAAUAUUUGAUUUUAGAUUUUCAUUUGAAAGAAGAAAAUAACACAUAAAAUAUUAAAGUAUCAAACAUGAUUACUCUAAAAAACCAAUAAUGAAAAAACGAUAAGAAAAAACCGGAAAAAUCAUAAAAAGUUCUUUUUUCUAUAUCUCUAGUGUUAGCGUAGGAUUUUUAACAAAUUUUUCAAGUAAUAGAAAACAAAUAGAAACAAAAAAAAACAAAAAAAAAACAUUUUAUAACACAACAAAACUAAAGUUUAAAAACCAGACAAAAGAUGGAAAAAAGAUCAGUGGAAACAAAGGUUGAAACUGUUAGAAAAUCCUUUGUUUACUUGAUGUAAACGAUGAAAAAAAAGUCAAUAAAAGUGAUAAAAAGUUCAAUGAGAAACAAAUUAA
Molecule: messenger RNA, 3526 nt
Organism: Clunio marinus
Lineage: Eukaryota; Metazoa; Arthropoda; Insecta; Diptera; Chironomidae
Source: the annotation of a GenBank genome assembly